AUGAAUGAGAGGAGAAAAGUAUAUCUUCUCUAUCGCUUAUCGCUUCGUGGUAUUCUUGAAUCUGAAAAACUAGUCGGAGCCAAUUAUGAUGAUUGGUACCACAACUUGAGAAUUGUUCUCAUGCAUGAGAAGCUUAUUGACACUAUUGAUAAGCCUCCCAUGGAAGCACUUGAUCUGAGUGAUGCUGAAGCAACCAAGGUUUUUCAAAAGUACCUAGAUGAGUGCCUUACUACUAAGUGCAUUAUCUUGGCAUCAAUGAGUUCAGAACUCCAGAGGCAACACCAAGACAUGGACCCAUAUGAGAUCAUCGAACAUCUUAAGAAGAUGUACGGUGGUCAAAGCAAGACGGCUAGAUUUCAGUUAUCUAAGGCCCUGAUUAGAUCCUCACUUGUUGCAAAUGAAAAAGUUAGACCUCAUGUUCUUAAGAUGAUUGAUCUCAUAGAACAACUUGAGAAGUUGGGGUGCACUCUUGGGAAAGAGCUUUCUCAAGAUUUGAUUUUGCAAUCACUUUCUGAUUCAUUUUCAUAA
Messenger RNA from Glycine soja, 528 nucleotides. RefSeq lists its product as uncharacterized. The transcript has 2 exons. Lineage: Eukaryota; Viridiplantae; Streptophyta; Magnoliopsida; Fabales; Fabaceae. Bases 1 to 528 code for a protein of 175 amino acids. The record is from RefSeq and is a predicted model, not a curated record.